AUGGCAUUCUCUCAAAAAUACUCAAAACUCAAAGGAGGCCACGGUUUUCAAGAGGGUGAAGAUGUUGACUUGGAAGAUAAUGCAUCUGACGUAACUAAAUUUUCCUCGACCGUUGAAACGUUGGACAAAGCAGAGCUUCUGCCUUAUCGAGAUGAUACAAGUGAAUCGACAUCAUGUUCUCCAGCACAGCAACUGAGAGGGAACCGAUUCAAUAUGCCCUCCAUUUUUUGGACAUGGCUACGAUGGGCAGUGAUUGUUAUAUUACAGACUACUCUUAUUAUAAUGAUCUUCUUAAAACACGACAACAACAGACAGCCAACCAACGAUCUUCAACAGAUUAGCGGUAGCGAUCAAUUUAUUGAGACAGGCGGCGACAUUAAUGGACUCUACAAGGCUUUAUCGCACACGUACACAUUCCUUAAGCCCGAAGAAGACAAAUAUGUUCCUAACAUGACAUCUAAUGAUAAUCGAAUGGAGGUCCGAAAAAACUGGGAUAUGUUAAUGCCGCUUGGAAGUGGAAGUGUUUUAAUUCCUGAUUAUUUGGAUCACCCUUUGCUUGGAAAACCUAUUACCGACGACCCCAUUCGUUCAGGACCGUUGUUUGAGGCGUCAUGGACACAUGCGCUACACUGCUUAUACUACAGUGUAGACAGUUAUCACCAAUUGAUACUUAAUGGACCCAGUGAAGACGACAACCCAAAGCAUGCAGCCCAUUGUUUCGAGUAUCUUCGGAACAGCAUUCUCUGCAACCUUGACAUGACUCUAGAGGGAUCUAUGUCAACGCCAGAUGAUAAAGAAAGAGGACAACCUCAUGUUUGCCGCAAUCGACAAGAAGCUAUCUCUUGGAUUGAAGCUCGAAGAAUGGACGAUGCAAAAGAUAUUGUUGGCCCUUAA
Trichoderma asperellum CBS 433.97 is the source of this 894-nucleotide messenger RNA. RefSeq lists its product as uncharacterized. Gene Ontology annotation, biological process: mycotoxin biosynthetic process. The record is from RefSeq and is a predicted model, not a curated record. Lineage: Eukaryota; Fungi; Ascomycota; Sordariomycetes; Hypocreales; Hypocreaceae.